Messenger RNA from Panicum hallii, 1713 nucleotides. RefSeq lists its product as uncharacterized. The record is from RefSeq and is a predicted model, not a curated record. Bases 1 to 1713 code for a protein of 570 amino acids. Lineage: Eukaryota; Viridiplantae; Streptophyta; Magnoliopsida; Poales; Poaceae. The transcript has a single exon.
AUGGCGUGUGAUCCUAGUGCUGCUGCAUCCAUGGAGGCUGAGAACCAUUUAAAGAGAAAAUCCAGUGACAUAGGAUGGGAAUGGGGACGUUUAGUUGAUCCAAAUGACAAGAAUCGAGUCAAGUGCCUUCUUUGUGGCCAUGAGAGCACAGGAGGUAUACACAGGUUCAAACAACACCUUGGUCAUGUUGGUACUGCAGUUGCAAAAUGCAGGAAAGUGUGUCCUGAAGUUAAGCUCAAGUGCAAGAAGGAUCUGGAAUUAGCAAUACAAAAUAAAAAAGAGAAGUUGCAGCAUGAUAAAGAUGUUAGAGACAAUGUGCAAGUGAUAAAUGUUGAUGAUGAGGUAGGCAGGGAUGUGCAAUCUGGUGUUGGAAGCUCAGUAACACCGAACCAACCAAACAAACUCGGCCCCAUGGACAAGUUCGCUACACCUAUUGAUCCUAAAGCAGGUCGGGCUGAUGCUAGGAGGCAACAAAAUAUCAAUGAGGCUCUUUGGAAAGAGAGGACACACCUGGUGCAGCAAUAUGUUGCUAGAUGGGUCUACACGCAUGCCAUUCCAUUCCAUGCUUGUGACAAUGAUGAGUUCAAGGAGAUGGUUGAGGCUAUUGGUCAAUUUGGUCCUGGUUUUCAGCCACCAAGUCAGCAUCAAUUUAGAGAGAAGUUGCUUGAAGAGGAGCAUGCUAGAACCAAGAGCUUGCUGCACGACCGUGAGGAUGACAAGAACAAAUAUGGUUGCUCCAUUAUGACUGAUGCUUGGACAGAUAUGAAGAGGAGAAGUAUAAUGAACAUUUGCACACGUACUAGCCAAGGGACAAGCUUUAUCAAGUCAAAAGAGAUGUCAGAUGUAUCACACACAAGUGAAGUCAUAUUUGAGUUGGUGGAUAAAGCAAUUGAGGAAUUAGGCUCAAGCUCUGUUGUGCAAGUAGUUACAGACAAUGCUUCUAACAAUAUGGGAGCUAAGGCAUUGUUGCAUGACAAGAGGCCUAACAUUUUUUGGAGUUCUUGUGCAACUCACACAAUCAAUUUGAUGCUACAAGGCAUUGGCAGCCUUCCAAGAUUCAAGAAGAUAAUUGAUCAAGCUAAAGCAUUCACCAUCUUUGUCUAUGGUCACCACCGCACCUUAGCAUGUAUGAGAUCAUUCACAUUGAAGAGAGAUAUUAUAAGACCAGGGGUUACCAGAUUUGCUACAGCCUUCCUUACUUUGCAAAGCUUGAUGGAGAAAAAGGAUGAUCUUAGAAAGAUGGUAGUGGAUUCAAAGUGGUAUGACUUACCCGAUACAAAGUCUAAGAAGGGAAAGGAGGCAACAGCAACGGUGCUAAGCAUAGCUUUUUGGAAAGGUGUGGCACUUUGCUUGAAGGUGUUUGUGCCUCUUGUCAAACUUCUUCGUUUGGUAGAUGGGGAUGUGAAGCCAGCUAUGGGUUUUCUAUAUGGAGAACUAGUCAAGGCAAAAAAGGAGAUUAAGGAUGCAUUUGGGAAUGUGGAGAAGAACUACAAAGAAGUCAUAACAAUUGUUGACAAAAAAAUGAAAAAUAGGCUUGAUUCCCCGCUGCAUGUGGCUGCAUACAUGUUGAACCCAUAUUAUAGUUAUAACAACAGCAACAUCUUCUCUGAUUCGGCUAUGGUGGAAAAAUUCAUGCUAUGUGUUGAGACUUUUUUCUAUGGUGAUGAAGAGAAAGCUUACAGGGUAGUCAAUGAGGACUUGGAUAAGUUUUAA